This is a messenger RNA of Mya arenaria, 1044 nucleotides long. RefSeq names its product putative leucine-rich repeat-containing protein DDB_G0290503. The transcript has a single exon. NCBI's taxonomy places the organism in Eukaryota, Metazoa, Mollusca, Bivalvia, Myida, Myidae. The record is from RefSeq and is a predicted model, not a curated record. The coding region runs from base 1 to 1044 and encodes 347 amino acids.
AUGGCAGAUAAAGCUGAUACAGACAAAAAGCGUAAGCCAAGCAAGCAAAGCAUAAGUGAGCCGAGUGAAAUAGAAACCAGUGUGACGGAGGAUAAAUCUCCUGAUACUAAGAAAAAGAAACAGAAAAAGAAAAAGACAAAACACACAGAUAUAGAAGCGGUCAUGGAAGACGACGAGUAUGAACUAGAAAAAUCAAACGAGAAAGAGAUUGCUGGAAUUAAAAAGCAGCUAAAAGAGAUCACUAGUAAAUUAAAUAACAUGGUGUCAAAAAUCGAUAAAUCGACAAGCACACUAGAAAAGAAGCUUGAGCAAGUCAUUGAUAAAGAUAGCGAGGGAAUGAAUAUAAGAGAAAUCAUAAAAGAAAUGUUCACUGAUAUGAAGGAAAGCCUUCUCGGGUCAGCGAUACUCAGAAUUGAAAAACUCGAAUGUCAGCAAUUUGACAGAGAGUCUGACAAAGACAAGCACUCUAAGAAAAUAGAACAAUUAGAAAAGCAUAUCAAAGAUAGAGAUCAAGAAAUACACGCACUGAAGAGAGAUGUGAUUGAAAACGAAACCAAAAGAGAGUACUCACAGAAUGAUUUUGAGCAAUACACACGCCUUAAUAAUAUACGGAUACGAGGAUUGCCGGAAAAUGACGAAAAUCCGAGAGCUGAAAAAGCAGAAGAGACCACCGAAAAAGUGGUAAAACUACUCAGUGAAAGAAAAAUCAAUGUUGUAUAUGACGACAUUGAUAUUUCUCACAGGUUAUGGAAAACUGUACGUGGAAAACGAGAUGUGAUCGUUAGAUUCAAAUCACGAAUGAAGCGUGACAGUGUCAUGAGAAAUAAGAGAAGUCUUCGCGGUUCAGGAAUAUGGUUGUUUGACGAUCUGACAAAACUCAAUCAUGAGGUAUUCAUGAGUGUCCGCCAUAAGAUGAAAGACGAAGUCGAUCAAGCGUGGAUUUCGAACGGCAAAAUCCUAUAUAGAGACAAAUCGGGCAAGGUUAUUCGGGUGGACUACGACGAUUAUGACAGUUGGCUAGAUCUCCCUUGGCCGAACACGUAA